AUGAUCCCAAAUUGUUACAAAACGAGGGAAGAGACUCUUGCUCGGGUUUUGUUAGCAAGUCAAGAAGCUAGUAGUCAUGAUAGCCUUGACUGCUUUCCCACCAAAAAAAAUAUGUUUGGCCCAGCAAAGCUCGCUGUUCAGAUUACCAGGUGUCUAUCAUCUGCUUCGGAAAUAUCUCAUUCCAAGGAGGUGACACUCUCAACCUCGUCAGCGGCCGUCGACUGGAAAAGCAUAAUCAUCAUCCCCCUAAGAAGCAAGAACUUUUGCCCAACCGGCCUCUUGAAAGGCCUUCCAUCUGUGUCCCCAAUCCGUCCUUUUUUUUUUGUGGUGGCUGUGGUGUGGUGUGCAAGAAGUAAUAAAAGAGAAGAGAUAGGAAGAUUUUCGUCGUUCCAUUUAACCAUUGGUCAUGGACAAUUAACUUCCACGUGA
This is a messenger RNA of Fusarium verticillioides 7600, 429 nucleotides long. RefSeq lists its product as hypothetical. The record is from RefSeq and is a predicted model, not a curated record. The transcript has a single exon. Bases 1 to 429 code for a protein of 142 amino acids. Lineage: Eukaryota; Fungi; Ascomycota; Sordariomycetes; Hypocreales; Nectriaceae.